Pantherophis guttatus is the source of this 3187-nucleotide messenger RNA. RefSeq names its product hepatic lectin-like. NCBI's taxonomy places the organism in Eukaryota, Metazoa, Chordata, Lepidosauria, Squamata, Colubridae. Gene Ontology annotation, molecular function: transporter activity. The record is from RefSeq and is a predicted model, not a curated record. Gene Ontology annotation, cellular component: plasma membrane; protein-containing complex. Gene Ontology annotation, biological process: bile acid and bile salt transport.
UGGCCCAUAGGCGAUAGUUUGAGGGUGUGGCUCCUGGGGAGGGUGGCUCGCCACCAUAGAGUCCUGCCAUCCCCUGCUCUUGCCUGGGCCCCUGAACCCCAUGGCUCCAAAAAUUCUUGCAAUACUUCUAUUGUCUAACUGCCAACAGCUGUAGAAUAGCUCCAGUCAUCAUCCAAUAUUCUUCUCUCUCUCCACUGGGAGAAAUGGGCCCCAGAAGGGGUGAGCACCGGACUGGUGGGUGGUGGGGUCCUAUAGUCCACAGUCCCCAAAGACCCCAGCCACCAUUCCUUUGCUCCAUGCCGGCCAGCUCCAGAAAUGAAGGACUCCAAACAUAGAAGAUGGUUAGAACCUUGUCUAUCCACACCGGCACAUACUGACAACCACAAUCAAUGAAAGGAGAAUAUUGUUGGAGCUACCGCUCUGUGCUCCCCACCACCUUAUAAAGCAAUCAAACCCAUCUAGCAAUUAACCCAGCCCCACCCCACCCCACACAUUAAGCACUUAGCACACCCUCGGCAAGCUGCAGCAAAGCAGUCAGUCCAGCCACACCCUCAUACGCGAUCCCAAGCUCCGUGUUCUGGAUGUUCAAGUGGCAGUCAGGCCAGCCAGAGCCCCACAGCUGCACUCCGGCUCCCAACUGCCUGCAAAGUGGCUGUAGUCCUUCCUGGGCUGCAAAGUCCACCGUGAGGUAUGUGCUGCUCAUCUGGGUGUGCUGCAGCGAGUGCGCCUCACAGCUGAUCCAGGGAAGCCAUGGUGAGCCUGGUUAUAUCAUCCAGAGGCAUCCGCCUCCUGUCUGGGCAUGCUGAAGCGAGACCGCCUCUCAGCUGAAUCGUGGAGGCAGCAGCAGGCCCAAUGCCAGUGCAGGCAGGUCGGCCGAGUCACGGAGGCAGUGGCAGCCUCGGUGCCAAGGUGGACAAGUCGGGGAGAUUCCAAAGAGAACCCAGAGAUGGAGAGUACAUAUGAGCCUAUUGACCCAGCAAUCAGUCUAAAUGGGAAAGAAGUAGAGCUGCUGCCUGCAGAUUGUUCUCCAGCAUGUUGGAAACCAGCUUUCACAUGCAGAGCUGCCAUGGUAACUGUUGCCCUUGUGCUGGCCACAUCUGUGUCCCUGAAUGUGUUGCUGCUCGCUCUGGGACUGGUACACUAUUCUAAAAUGGUUGCUACUCUGGAACAAGCACACCAAGAGAACAGGCAACUGCAAGAGGCAGUACCUGACCCCUUCUUACUAUUCAAUGAAGCUCACAAUGCUUGCAUGACUAUAAAACAGCCCAACAAUCUCAUCAAAGUUUCCUGUGACCCUGAUGCCCCAGGCCAGCGCUUUCAGUGGCUCUCCAGAGGCCUCCUUCGUCAUGUGGCAUCACAGCUAUGUGUGGAAGCCUCCACAGCAAAAAACAGGGUGGCUAUCCUUCUGAAGCCUUGCAAUGUGCAGAGAUCAUUUCAACACUGGGAGUGUCGCGACCAUGACUUGCUGGCCCUUCAGGGCACAGAUCUGUACUUCAACUAUGGCAAUAGUGCCAAAAAGAUAGCAAUGCUGUAUAGCCAGAAUGGGCACUGGAGUCGCUGGCUCAUCUAUGGAACACAUAGCAACAUCUGCAGCACUUGCAACCCCUUUUCUAUGGAUUGGACCUUCUUUCAGGGAAGCUACUACUUCUUUUCCUAUUCUCCAGGAACUUGGGAUGUGGCCAACCAAUCAUGCACCUCUAUGGGAUUCCACCUAGUGAUGAUCAACAGCAUAGAGGAAAAGGGCCAUGUUGCAACCAUCAUGAAGGCUCCUUCCUGCUGGAUUGGCCUUACUGACCAGGUGCUUGAAGAUGACUGGAAGUGGGUGGAUGGGACACACAUAGAACAUGGCGACAGGAAUCUUGGCCGAUCCCAUAACUCUGGAACACCAGAGAAGCACCAUAACUCUGAACAGUUGCCGAAUGAAUUAAAUUAUUGGCAUCAAAAUGAGCCUAAUGGUGGAAAAGGUGAGAACUGUGCCUCAAUGCAAAACAGUCUGUGGUAUGAUCACGAAUGCAAGGAAAAGUUUCAUUGGAUUUGUGAGAGAAGGUUUUAGUUCAACAGAGAAGUUUCAUCAUCGCAAGAUUUCAUUAUAUCUGACAAGCAUAAAAACCAGAGGCUGAACCUAUGAAGAUUCUAGCAGAUCGAUACAACAAUCUAACGUCUGCCUUUUCCCAGUCAAAACUUGGGAAAGAUUUGAAAGAUAAAUACUUGCUUGUUUUACCUCAAUAUACUUAGAUUGUUUGGUUGUAGUUUGUAAAAAUGGCUGCUCAAUAGUUUAUUAAUUAGUUUUAAUAAUUAAUCCUCAAUUAACAAUGUGGUUGUAAAGAGUGACAUCACAUGACCACAUGAUGUAGCAAUGGCAGUUCCAGCACUUCCAGUUGCCUUUGUUAAUUUAAACCCUGCACCUUUGUUAUGUGAGAUGUGACUUAACAUUUUUGCAAUAUCCUGCUGCUUCCCCAUUGACUUUGUCGGAAGCCAGCAGUGAAGAUCACAAGUUGUAAUCAUGUGACCAUGGGAUGCUGCAAGGCUCCGAGUCAUUUAGGUAAGAUGUAUGGUGAUAAAUUUGAUAAACAAAUGAAUAAAACAUUUUUUGAAAAUUAUGAGCUGGUUGCCAAGUAUCCAGAUCAUGAUAAGAUGACUGCAGGGAUGCUAUGACAACUAGAACUUCAAGGCCCAAUUGUAAGUAUCACUUGUUCAGCACUGUCAUAACUUUGAACAGUUGCUGAAUAAGUGGUUAUCAAAUGAGGACCAUCUGUAUUUUGACAUUUUCUACAUCAAAAUAUAUUACAUUUCUAUGUUUGACUUCUUUAUAGCUCAAUGAAACUAUCAUCCAUAAUCUCCAAAAGGCAGUCUUGAACCUAUUAGUACUUUAGCAUGAAAAAUGAUUAAUAUUUUCCAGUAAAUAUCUAGCUAGGAAAUCUGUAAUUAUUUCCUUUGAGAGGGAGGCUAUCACUUUUUCUGGAUCACUUCUUCAUUUGUUUAGGAAUUUGCAAAUGAAAGAGAGCCAAUGUUAGAAAUGUUAUUGAAAAAUCCAGUCACCCAAAAGGUAUUCAUUCAAAUCUCUGGAGACUGGAGACUGGGAGGGACCUGCUGCGUUUUGUGUGCAUAUAGGAGGCUGGAUGGCGAAGCUGCUUCCUUCAAGAUAUUCCACGCUGUUGCAGGGAGUCCCUUGGCUGAAUGCUGCAGA